Molecule: messenger RNA, 1866 nt
Organism: Rana temporaria (common frog)
Lineage: Eukaryota; Metazoa; Chordata; Amphibia; Anura; Ranidae
Gene: COX15
Product: cytochrome c oxidase assembly protein COX15 homolog
Exons: 11
Coding region: 405-1634 (409 amino acids)
Biological process (GO): heme A biosynthetic process
Cellular component (GO): mitochondrial inner membrane
Molecular function (GO): oxidoreductase activity, acting on NAD(P)H, heme protein as acceptor
Source: RefSeq, a predicted model, not a curated record
CCAGCUGGUUCCAUCCCAUUGGCCAUAGAGGACGACUUCCUGAACCGCACUGUGAGGCUUGCGGCGCCAUCUUGGUUGUGGUAUUCAGCCGAACCGUUCAGUUGGGAAGACAGUGACGGGCGAGUUGUGGUCUGCGCAACCUUAUCGGCGUACGAUUUCAUCCAAUGCGAUGACAUUGGUAAUUCCUCAGGGCACCCUGGAUGUGACGUCCUAAAGGCGUCUGCGGGCGAUGUAGUGUGACGUACUUCCGGUGACGUUAAUUCAAUAUGGCGGCGUUUAUGAUUUCUAUGGAGCCAACAGUCUGCUCUGCGCUGAACUAACUAAGGGGAGACGGUACAGCUGCAGUACGAGAGGAUUGGGGGGCGUUUCCUGAGAGCUCACAGUCUACAAGGAAAGGUGAAAAAAUGCUUCUCCUAACCCUUCGUUCCUGCGUGACGCACAGCAGGGCGCAUGCUCUGCGUUUCAUCCACACUGCUGAAAGCCAGACCGGGACCUUAUGGAAACACACCAUACAGAAAAGAUGGAAAAGCACUACAAUAUCAGACGUGGUUACGCCUUCCAGAGCGGCUGUGGGGUCCGUACCAAAUGCCGUUGCAAACAGAGCAAUGGGACGGUGGCUGCUUCUAUGUAGUGGCAUGGUAGGGGGCGCUGUUCUCCUCGGAGGAGUUACUAGGUUAACAGAGUCUGGCCUGUCAAUGGUCGAUUGGCACCUCAUUAAAGAGAUGAAGCCACCAGCCAAUGAGGAACAAUGGGUGGCGGAGUUUGAAAAGUACCAGCAGUUUCCUGAGUUUAAAGUAUCGAAUCAUGACAUGACGCUGAGUGAGUUCAAGUUCAUUUGGUUCAUGGAGUACACCCACCGUAUGUGGGGGCGAGCAGUGGGUCUGGCGUACAUUCUGCCCACUAUUUACUUUUGGAGGAAGGGAUGGUUCAACCGUGCGAUGAAAGGACGGGCGCUCUUCCUGUGUGGCUUCGUCUGCUUCCAGGGUCUCCUGGGCUGGUACAUGGUGAAGAGUGGAUUGGAGGAGAAGCCGGACUCCUACGAUGUUCCCCGCGUCAGCCAGUACCGGCUAGCCGCGCAUUUAGGCUCCGCCUUGGUUUUGUAUUGUGCAAGUCUUUGGACGGGAUUGUCUCUGCUCUUCCCAAGACAAAAGUUGCCUGAGACCCGUCAGCUCUUGAAGUUGAGGAUGUUUACACACUGGACCGCAGGCCUGGUCUUCCUCACCGCACUCUCAGGGGCCUUUGUGGCUGGUCUGGACGCUGGCCUUGUCUACAACUCCUUUCCAAAGAUGGCGGACCGCUGGAUUCCAGACGACCUUCUGGCCUUCUCCCCGACCUUCAAGAACAUCUUUGAGAAUCCAACAACUGUACAGUUCAACCAUCGCAUCCUUGGGACCAGUUCUGUAGCCGCCAUCACUGGGUUGUAUUUCUAUUCCCGGAAGAUCCCACUUCCCCGGAGGACCAGGCUGGCUGUGAACGGUCUAUUUGCUAUGGCGUAUUUACAGGUGACUCUUGGAAUCAGCACUUUGCUUCUGUACGUCCCUACUUCACUGGCAGCCAUCCAUCAGUCUGGCUCCCUGGCCCUCCUCAGCAUGGCCAUCUGGGUUAUGAAUGAAUUGAGACGUUUUCCAAAAUAGUGACUUUUCUCCAAUCGGAUGUGUCGGUGUGGGAGGAGGGAUAUUUAAUGAAUAAUGCAGAGUGUGGAUCGCAUAGGGUUUCCGCUUUUCUAUUAAAGGGACCGAAAAGACCUUUAAAUUAUAAAUUGCUGUAAAUAUAUUUUGUAUUUGGGCAGAGAGGCCUCCAAGUAAACAUUUGUCAAUCUGCAAACCAAAGUUAAUGCUAAAAUAAAGAAAAAUUUACUUUUCAGUA